Messenger RNA from Harpegnathos saltator (Jerdon's jumping ant), 4572 nucleotides. It is a transcript of the gene Su(dx), whose product is annotated as Suppressor of deltex. The transcript is spliced from 12 exons. Gene Ontology annotation, molecular function: protein binding; ubiquitin protein ligase activity. The record is from RefSeq and is a predicted model, not a curated record. Gene Ontology annotation, biological process: protein ubiquitination; proteasome-mediated ubiquitin-dependent protein catabolic process. NCBI's taxonomy places the organism in Eukaryota, Metazoa, Arthropoda, Insecta, Hymenoptera, Formicidae. Gene Ontology annotation, cellular component: cytoplasm. Bases 640 to 4212 code for a protein of 1190 amino acids.
AAGAUACGCACUGUGGAGCGUGCAUGGGCAUGGGAUGUCGUGGUGUACCUUGACUCCUCUCGCGUGAGUCAAAACGCGAAUGAUCGUGGCAAGAUCAACGAAAACAACGGGCGUGUGUCUCGUUCGGCGAUCCGUUGAUCCGUUCAGCGACUUUUACAUAUGUACUGAUCACGAACUAACGUCGAUCGCAGUCGCUCCGCUUUCGCACAGCAUAAAGAGACUCUACGUUUGACGUAUGAAAAGAUGGUGACCGACCGAUAGCGGGGUUUAAUGAUAACGCAAAUCCCGAGUGUUUCCAUUAAUUUUUGUCGUCGAUAGGAUUAUUAAUCAAGCGAGGGAUGGACGGCAAAUCGGUACUGGGGAUAUCGUGAGCAGCUGAAGACGUCAAUCUUGGUUCGUAUCGACUGGAGUUGCGAGAUAUCUUGUUCCUUUGGUCGGAACGUUUUAUAUACGACAAGCCAGCCAAGUUCGCCAAGUGACAGCAUUAACGACCGUGAGAUCUCAGAACUGCAAUCUUCACCACGUCGUAAUUCCUCGUACAAGCUCGUGACAGCUCUCAAUCAAUAUCAUGAGAAAGUAACUUCAGAGAAUUAUGAAUCCUUUAAGACAGUUACUUUGAAUUUUAAUAAAUUCCAUACAAUGUCCCAUUGCGAAGAAGAAGUGGUAUCACCUGGUUUUCACCAAUUGAGUAUUACAAUUGAAGCAGCAAUACUAAGAAGUUCAACUUUCCUAAAGCCUAAUCCAUAUAUAGAAUUCUCAGUUGAUGACAAAAGUCCUCGCAAAACAGAAGUGUCAAAGUCUACUUAUCAACCAAAAUGGAACGAAGAAUUUACAAUACUUGUCACACCAUAUUCACAGUUGCACUUUCGACUGCUUGACCAUAGUACAUUUCGCAAAGACACAUUAAUAGGAGAGAAACGAAUAAGCUUAUUUCAAGUAUUAUCACAUUAUAAUGGGAAAUUAGAAAAUUUAGAAUUGACAUUUGAUUUGAUGAGCGAGAGCAAACACGACUCACAGCUGUGUAAAGUCGGCGAAUUGAUCACGGUUUUCGAUGGACUUAAAAUAGAUACUACCAAUGAGACCUUACUUAAUAUUAGUGAGCCACCCUGCCAAAUACAAUCUGAUGGUGCCACAAACAACGAUACAAUCAAUAAUCGAAGUAUCCUUAAUGGAGGAGUUCGCGCACGUAUGAGAUUGCACAGUUCGGAGAGUCUCGCUCCGUCUGUAUGUCGUCCCUUCACGAAUGUUCAUCUCAGUCCCAAUUACAACAGCGGAAACAGCCAAACAAAUAGCAACAAGAAUGUCGGGUCCACGUCCGCGAUUAAUAUUGACGGGACAUCGAGUAACGUCGGUAGCAGCAGCAGUAGCGGCAGCCUUUCCGCGAGCUCCUUAGCGAAUGGACACGCGAUUUCGAUGGCGGAUAAGUCCACGGUAUCCCCGGGAAGUCGUAGACGCACCUAUGUCACAGACGUACGAACUCUCGCGGAUAUACGCAGACUAGCUUUGAAGGAUCAACCAGCGUCGGUCAGUUACACGCGCAACAGUUAUGGCGCGGAGCAUUCGUCGAUGCUCAAGCCGGAUCCGCGUAGUGCGUCUCGAUCGGAGCAGUCCGCGGUGAUGACCGGGAUGUGCACAGAUGCUCGUGUAAUAUCUCGACAGGAACAGUCCGUACUCUCCAACAACGCUGACGCUUCGUCCUCUUCUCAUUCCGAUCCGAACGUGUCGCCGCACACGGAUGGGCGCGGCGUUCUACGAAUAGAACAACCGAUCUCCGGUGCCGCCGGCGGAGCCGCUUUCCAAGACAGUCGUACGAUCACACGAUCGGAGCAGUCAAGCAGCGUUCUCUUGGCGGACGAUCUGCGCGGAAUGAGACAACAACCUGAGCAAUCCACUAGUAUCCGCGUGAACGAAGACUUACGCACGAUGAGACAACCGGAACAACAGUCCACCACGAACGUACGCGUCACCGAGGAUUUGCGAGGGAUGAGACAGCAAAAUGAACAGUCUACAAGCAUUCGUAUAGGCGAAGAUUUACGCGCGAUGAGACAACAGCAACAGCAACAGCAAGCGGAGCAAUCGGCCAGCGUUCGCUUGGCGGACGAUUUACGAGUUUCUCGCACGGAUCAAUCGUUAAACGCGCCGCUUCUCGAUCAACGUGUAGUACCACGCAGUAGCCAGCAAAAUACGAAUAUCCCGUUGACGACGGAUGGUCGCACAAGUUCUGGUCGAUCGGAACAGUCGGCGGUAAUCCCUUUAACGGACAGCCGUGCGAUUCCCAUGGUGGAACACAUGUCACCCGCCACGCUGCCGGAUAUUCGUUCGGUGCCACGAAUCUCGCAAGCUGCAGCCUCAUUACCAAGUCAGUCCACCGCUAUGCCCAUUGCCGGGCAAUCUUCCGUCACGCAACCGGGAGUGUUGAUAACUGAGGACGUCGCUCAUUCAGAGGAACCCUUGCCAACGGGUUGGGAAAUGAGAUAUGAUGUAUACGGGAGAAGAUAUUAUGUCGAUCAUAAUACUCGAAGUACAUCUUGGGAAAGACCGCAACCUUUACCCGCUGGAUGGGAGGUCCGUCGUGACCCGAGGGGUAGAAUUUAUUAUGUCGAUCAUAAUACAAGAAGUACUACUUGGCAAAGACCAAACACAGAAAGACUACAGCAUUUCCAACACUGGCAAGGCGAGAGACAAUAUGUCGUUCAACAGGGGAACCAAAGGUUCCUCUAUCCCCAAGCUCAUGGGAAUCAAGCUGCUGCAUCGGGUCCGUCGACGUCCAUGGGUGAUGACGACGACCCUCUGGGACCAUUACCCGCCGGUUGGGAGAGACGAAAGCAGCCAGAGGGCAGGGUUUAUUACGUGAAUCACAAGAAUCGAACUACGCAGUGGGAGGACCCUCGUACGCAAGGUCAGGAAACUGGUAUUGAAGAGCCGCCGUUGCCGGAUGGUUGGGAGAUACGGUUGACGGAAGACGGGGUUCGAUAUUUCGUGGAUCAUAACACUCGGACGACGACGUUCCAAGACCCAAGACCCGGUGCACCCAAAGGCCCGAAAGGUGUGUAUCGUGUUCCGAGGGCGUAUGAAAGAUCAUUCCGAUGGAAGUUGUCUCAGUUUCGCUUCUUAUGCCAGACUAACGCGCUGCCUAACCAUAUUAAGAUUAGCGUUAGUCGGCAGACAUUGUUCGAAGACUCGUAUCAUCAAAUAAUGAACGCGGAAGCUUUCGCAUUGAGACGACGAUUAUACAUAAUAUUUAAGGGAGAAGAAGGCCUGGAUUACGGGGGUGUAUCUAGAGAAUGGUUUUUCUUGCUGAGUCAUGAGGUUUUAAAUCCGAUGUACUGCCUGUUCGAAUAUGCUAACAAAAGCAAUUACAGCUUGCAAAUAAAUCCAGCAUCGUACGUUAAUCCUGAUCAUUUACAGUACUUCAAAUUUAUCGGAAGGUUCAUUGCAAUGGCUCUUUAUCAUGGUCGAUUUAUUUAUAGCGGUUUUACAAUGCCAUUUUAUAAGCGCAUGUUGAAUAAAAAAUUAGUUAUGAAAGAUAUAGAAUCUAUUGACCCAGAGUUUUACAAGUCGCUCGUGUGGAUAAAGGAGAAUAAUAUUGAUGAAUGUGGCCUAGAACUAUACUAUAGCGUGGAUUUUGAAAUUCUCGGUCAAGUAAUACAUCAUGAAUUGAAAGAAGGUGGCGACAAAGUUAGAGUAGGUGAAGACAAUAAAGAAGAAUAUAUCAGGUUAAUGACGGAAUGGAGAAUGACAAGAGGUAUAGAGGAACAAACGAAAGCAUUUUUGGAAGGUUUCAAUUCAGUCGUGCCCCUGGAAUGGCUCAAAUAUUUCGACGAACGUGAGCUGGAGCUGAUGCUUUGUGGCAUGCAAGAAAUAGAUGUUGAAGACUGGCAGCGCAAUACUAUUUACAGACAUUACACUCGCAACAGCAAACAGAUCUUGUGGUUCUGGCAGUUUGUAACAAGGACAGAUAGUGAAAAAAGAGCUCGAUUAUUACAGUUUGUAACUGGCACUUGUCGUGUACCCGUCGGCGGAUUUGCUGAAUUAAUGGGAAGCAACGGCCCGCAAAGAUUUUGUAUAGAGAAGUUUGGAAAGGAUACCUGGUUGCCGAGAUCACAUACAUGUUUUAAUAGAUUAGAUUUACCACCUUACAAGAGUUAUGACCAAUUAGUAGAGAAAUUGAAUUACGCGAUUGAAGAAACAGAAGGUUUUGGCCAAGAGUAAUUGUAAACAUACUAAUCAAUAAUAUGUGGUAGGUAUACUACAUCUGUGUAUAAUUAGUGGAUGAUAAAAAGGAAAAUUUAGUAUAGCGCCACAAACUGAUGGUAAACGAAUUCAUGCUACAUUCAAAAUCCAUUGAGGGCAGCUAUCAUUAACACUGUAAAAGUUCCGAAUAAUUAAAGAUGUUCAUAGGUACAUUGCUCGAAAGAAUUUGUAUGAAACGUCUUAAAUUAUAUGCAAAUAAUGUAAUAAUCUAAAUUAUAAUACCAAUUUAUUCCAAUAUGUUUCAUAUCUUAUUGACAUUUUUUACUUAAUCGUGGAAACUGUAUAAAACGUUAAUAAGACAUGAAAAAUUAUAUAAUA